ACAAAGCAGUUUAAUCUCUUCUACUCUGAACCAUACAUAAGGGUGUUUUCUAGUUACAGUUGUUGAUGGCCAACUACUGCCAUGUAGCAUGUCUAGCCACCCUCAAUACAGAGAGGCAAAGACACUGUCCAUCAUGGUUUGUGUUUAUUACCUUAACUUCAGACAUUGCUAUAAAAUCACAUUUCAUAUCUUUGUUCCUUGCAUGCCAUGACAUUCUGCACCAUUACAAUUAUAUCAGAAAUUGUUGCUCACUCAGCAAGAUUUCACUUUUUCCCCUUUCCUAAAGUAUUGUUCAGGUUGAAUAUCUUUGAGUACCUUUGGUUUCUGUACUGAAAGAAAUAUGCAAUAUAAUAAAAUCUCCAGUGCUUUUUCUCCACAUUCUGGAUCCAGUCUCUAGGAAAGCUGUGUACUUUUGCAUAGAAAUAAAACUAUUUCCUAAGCCCCAGUUCCAGGAUCUUUAAGAAAGAUUUAACUGAGUUUGUUUUUGUUUUGUUGGGGUUUUUCUGCUUGUUUGUUUUUGUGGUGUUUUUUAAAUCACAUUUCUAAGCAGUCAGAAUUUAAAAGAAAAAUAAUAGCAGACUGUCAGUCUGUUCUGCUCAAUGACAUGACCAUAUAGGUUAAAAAACUGUACUGGUAAGCGUUCUUUUCACUCUCUUGUUUCCUUUCUUUGAAUUAAUUUUGAAUAUAGCACCUAAGGAAGUUACCAUAGCCUAUACAGGGUGAUAUCUUCCUUGGAAAAUGACUGAUGUCUAUGUUAAUAAAGCCAGAGUGCUGUUAUCUCUCCAAAGGCACAUGGACUGUUGUCCUGAGUCAUACUGAAGUAGCAUCUUAGUCUCCUUUAACAGGAACAUUCUGCAGCUUGCAAUGGAAUCGAUGUUCUGACAGGAGUCAGUCAAACAGAUCAAACUUCGAGUUGCUGUUCUGGGGGACAUGUUAGCAUGGGGGUGCUGUACUGAGACUGGUUGUCACAGACCAAAUUGGAUUGAGCCUGGCCAGACUCAAAGGGCACAGGAAGCCAGAGUCUGUCUGCACACACUGCUUGAGCUGCUUCAUUCUGUAGCAUGUUCAUAGUCUCCUCCAUGUCUCAAAAACAGCAUGAAAUCAAGCACAACAAAUGUUUUGCCUGGAAUUUCAACAAGUAGGCAACAGAGUGGAGGAGUCAACUGGAAAGGAAAUGGGAGAUAAUGAACAGGAGGAUGACUUGUAGAUGCCCUUGGAAAUGAAGGCAUGAUGAAAUCCCACAAGGCUGUUUUGAGAGGAUGAGGUGAAGAGGGAGAAAGGGCAAUAAAAAAUGGCCAAGCAAACAGCCGUGACGAUUACUUUGGCGACCCUGCUGGGUGUUGCACUGGGGGGCCUGGUUUUGUGGAAAGCGACCCAGCAUCGGAAAGGAAAAACACGCUGUAGCAAUCAGCAAGAGGAAGCAGCAGCAAAGUCAGGAGAUGAGAAACUCAUUAAAGCAGAGGAUAAGAAGGUGCUUUCCUUCUUCAGAUCUCCCACCUUUUGCUGGAUAGAGAGGACCCUUGGUGCAGACAUAGUGAUAGUUUCAGAGCAGGAGGAGUGGGAUCAUGCUGAACCAUUGCUGAAGAAGGAGCUGGAGAAGUGGCCGGUUCUUGGAAUCGAUUGUGAAUGGGUAUCUGUGGAGGGAAAAGCAAAUCCUGUAUCCCUGUUGCAGAUGGCUUCUUCCAGUGGCCUCUGCAUUCUUGUUCGGUUGCCCAGGCUUGUUGCCGGUGGCCAGACUCUUCCAAAGACCCUGGUGGACAUCAUGGCAGAUAGUGCCGUGUUGAAAGUUGGGGUAGGAUGCUGGGAAGAUGCUUGCAAAUUGCUUCAUGAUUAUGGUCUUCCAGUCAAAGGGAGCAUGGAUCUCCGGUAUUUGGCCAUGAGACAGCGGAAGGAUCUACUUCACAACUGCCUUAGCCUUAAGUCUUUAGCUGAAAAAGUCCUGAACUUCCCACUUGACAAAUCUCCUCAUGUGCGUUGCAGCAACUGGGAAGCAGAAGAACUGACACCAGAUCAGGUUCUCUAUGCUGCUAGGGAUGCCCAGGUCUCAAUGGCUCUGUUCUUCCGUUUGCUGGGGUUUACCAGCCUCCCUGCUACAUCUGAAGGUGAAAACUCUGUCACUGCUUGGGAGAAAGCCCGGAGUAAAUGCCAGGGCUUGGUGGAUAUCCCAUUUAGAGGAAGAAAGAGUGGCAGCACAGGAGAGGAGAAGAGUGGAGAGGGACGUUCCCCUCAGAAAACAAAGAAUCGGAAGUCCUGCAUGAACGGCCAGCCCUCUGGCAAUCAGCAAAUGAGAGAUCCGCGGAGGCAGAAGCGAAAGCCUCUGGGUGUGGGAUAUUCUGCAAGAAAAUCUCCACUGUAUGACAACUGCUUCCUGCAUGCACCAGAUGGACAGCCCCUGUGCACUUGUGAUCGCAAGAAGGCUCAGUGGUAUUUGGACAAGGGGAUUGGAGAGCUAGUUAGCACAGACCCUUUUGUUGUGAAGCUGCGUUUUGAGCCUUCAGGACGUCCCGAGUCCCAGGUUGAUUAUUAUCUGACAGUCAAAGAAAACCUCUGUGUUGUGUGUGGCAAGCGAGAAUCCUAUAUCCGGAAGAAUGUUGUUCCUCACGAAUACCGAAGACACUUCCCCAUCCAGAUGAAGGACCACAACUCACACGAUGUGCUCCUCCUCUGCACGUCCUGCCACGCCAUCUCCAAUUACUAUGACAACCACCUGAAGCAGCAGCUGGCCCAGGAGUUCGGGGCUCCCAUCGGCUCCGAGGAAGGCGUGCGGCUCCUGGAGGACCCUCUGCGCAGGCAAGUGCGCUCGGGGGCGCGCGCCCUGCUGCAUGCAGACAGCCUGCCUGGGCCCCGCAGGGCAGAGCUGCUGCGAGGCAUCAAGGACUUCUAUAGCACAGACACAGUCACUCCAGAGAUGCUCCAGGCAGCAGCUGAUCUGGAAACCAGGAUCUGCAAUGAGAGCUACGUGCCACACGGACUGAAGGUGGUGCAGUGUUGUGCUAAAGGAGGCCUGCGCUCUCUCAUGCAGCUGGAAAGACGCUGGCGGCAGCAUUUCUUGGACAGCAUGAAGCCCAAACACCUCCCAGAGCAAUGGUCAGUGGACCAUAACCAUGUGAAGUUGAUCCAAAAGUAUGGGGAGGAUCUUCAGAUCAAGCUGUCAUGAAACUAACUUCCUGGACUCUGGACAGUGUCUAACGGACAUGUGUAACUGAAGAUGGAAAGACUGUUUUUAUUUCUACAUCUCCACUAACACCUGGGGCCUGGGUUUGCAAAAAGGCAGCAGUAGAUCUGCCAGAUUUGCCAGUUAAAAUUAAAUUUGGUGGUUUGUAGAGUUAAAUCUUUGAA
Messenger RNA from Melospiza melodia melodia, 3339 nucleotides. It is a transcript of the gene EXD2, whose product is annotated as exonuclease 3'-5' domain containing 2. The transcript is spliced from 9 exons. Gene Ontology annotation, biological process: nucleobase-containing compound metabolic process. The coding region runs from base 1292 to 3157 and encodes 621 amino acids. Lineage: Eukaryota; Metazoa; Chordata; Aves; Passeriformes; Passerellidae. Gene Ontology annotation, cellular component: nucleus; cytoplasm. The record is from RefSeq and is a predicted model, not a curated record. Gene Ontology annotation, molecular function: 3'-5' exonuclease activity; nucleic acid binding.